Molecule: messenger RNA, 1134 nt
Organism: Babesia bovis T2Bo
Lineage: Eukaryota; Apicomplexa; Aconoidasida; Piroplasmida; Babesiidae
Product: putative integral membrane protein
Exons: 6
Coding region: 19-1110 (363 amino acids)
Source: RefSeq, a predicted model, not a curated record
AGUUAAAAUGCAGUUCUAAUGCAAGAUGUAUACGAUGAAAUAAGCGCUAACGCGCUUAUGUGCGUUCUGCAAAAGUCGUAUAACGACCUUUACAAGUCACUAUUUGACCAAUAUGCGCAACAACGUCUACUCUUGUUGCCCGUUGCGCAUAUUUUGGUAAAUGUGCAUAUAUCACGUGACUUUGUAGAAUGCCAUAUUUUGCGCGAGACUGAAAUACCGAACCAUUAUGUCAACCUCAAGGGUCAGGUGGUAGAAAUAACUGACAGGAAGGUAAUUACCGGCUUUGGCUUCAAGAAUCACAUAUCCGCUAACAUCAUUCGGGAUGACAAGGUCCAUGACUUGGAUUCCGGGGUUAAAGUCUGCGUGAUAGAUGACUACUUGAUGCACGAGGAACCCAGUUGUAAAGAUAUUUUCAUACUUGACUUGAGUGACCCUGGGCACGUAGUUGAGAGCUGGUGCCAGGAUAGUUCUGCGUUCAAUGGAUUACUAUACAGUGCACUUGAUAGGAUUAAACAAAGCUUUGUGAUGGUACCGGGUUAUGAAAAUGAAUUCUGCAGCAUCCUGUGUUCGCACGUAGAUCGCGCUGUCGAGGCUUAUUUGAAGGAUAGGGAUGAAGAGCUCAAGAGUUCAAAAAACGGCAUGUGCGAGGUGACGCUAAACUUUGCGUUCAAUUAUCUUAAUGAACAUUUAAUGACCCAUCUAAGACGCACCUACCAAAAGCCAGAGGAUAUGCUGCAAGGCAACAUUCUGAAGCUUCGUAAGGAGAUGAACCUGAACUCGACACUAAAUCUACUGGAUGGUAAGCGUCAGGUUAACAACUAUAACCUUGCUCCAUCAUGUGAGGCCUUGAAAUUAAUCUCACUUACAUCAUGGCCUCAAGAGAAACUUAAGCACCUAGCAACGGCAUUGCAAUUUAAUCAGUAUGAUUCACGUGAAGAAUCUAUAUCGGUGUUUAUAUUGACACUGGUUGCCGGUGGGCUUCCAGAUGCUAUCGCAAACUACGCGCUUUUGGAUAUGUACGCUGCUGCAAAGUUCUGCAGACACAAGAUAAACACGCAACAUUUGGACACCUUCAAGGAAAGUUUGCAAUUUCUGCUAGACCAGGUCUAGUGAAAACUCUAUAAGGUGACAACA